AAUAUAUUGGGACGAAACCUUCGCAGCGAGUUUCGCCUCUACUCUCAAACUCGCAUUGCCUCUCGAUAAUUUGAACAAGAAGAAUCGAAGAAGUGAAGCAUUAGAGGUCACUGCUCUUAUGAAUCAACCAACCAUGGCUGAAGAAGCAGGUAUGUUUCGAGUACAUCAGACAAUUGGAAGUGUUCUUUGUUGCAAGUGUGGCAUGCCAAUGGCACCAAAUUCUGCAAAUAUGUGUGUGAAGUGUUUGCGUUCUGAAAUUGAUAUUACAGAAGGUCUACAGAAGCAUGUGAUCCUAAUGCAUUGCCCUGAGUGUGACACUUACUUGCAGCCUCCAAGAACUUGGAUAAAGGCUCAACUGGAAUCGAAGGAACUAUUAACAUUUUGUGUGAAGAGAUUGAAGAACUUGAACAAGGUCAGGUUGGUACAUGCUGAGUUUGUUUGGACUGAGCCUCACUCUAAGAGGAUCAAGGUGAGACUGAGGGUUCAGAAGGAGGUCCUUAAUGGUGCAAUACUUGAACAAGCAUAUGUUGUUGAGUAUGUUCAGCAAGACCAUAUGUGUGAGUCCUGUUCCAGGAUUCAGGCCAACCCUGACCAGUGGGUGGCUUCCGUCCAACUCAGGCAGCAUGUUUCUCACAGGAGGACCUUCUUCUAUUUGGAGCAGGUUAUUCUUCGGCACGACGCUGCUACUUCUUGCAUAAAAAUUACACAGAUGGAUCAGGGUGUGGACUUCUUUUUUGCUAAUAGGAGCCAUGCAGUAAAAUUUGUAGAGUUCUUGGGGAAAGUUGCCCCUAUCAGGAGUCGAAAUGAUAAACAACUUGUAUCCCAUGAUACUAAGAGCAACAACUACAACUAUAAAUACACAUUCUCUGUUGAGCUUUGCCCGAUAUGUCGGGAGGAUCUGAUCUGCCUUCCACCAAAAGUAGCUACUGGUUUGGGAAAUUUGGGUCCCCUCGUCUUGUGCACAAAGGUGAGCAACAGCUUGACUUUACUGGAUCCUUUUACUCUAAGGCAUUCUUUCAUGGAUGCGGACCAAUAUUGGAGGGCCUCCUUUGAGUCUCUACUUUCAAGUAGGCAGCUUGUGGAAUAUAUAGUACUGGAUGUGGAGCCUGUGUCAUCUGAAGUUAAUGUUGGAGGCUCAAGAUAUGCUUUAGCUGAUGCCCAAGUGGCCCGUGUAUCUGAUUUUGGGAAAAAUGACAAGAUUUUCAAUGUAAGAACACAUCUUGGCCAUAUUUUGAACCCUGGGGAUUAUGCGCUUGGCUAUGACCUCUAUGGGGCUAACACUAAUGAUGUUCAACUGGACAAAUAUAAAGGUCUUAUUCUCCCAGAGGCAAUUCUAAUAAAGAAGAGCUAUGAAGAAAAGCGUCAAAAGCGACGUGGGAAGCCUCGUAGUUGGAAGCUUAAAUCCCUCAAUAUGGAGGUAGACAACUCUACCAGAGGUAGAAUAGAUGAGCAGAAGAUGAAUAACGAGUACGAAGAGUUCUUGAAAGAUUUGGAGGAGAACCCAGAGUUGAGGUUUAAUAUAUCAUUGUACCGUAAUAAGGAGUACCAACCAUCAGAGAUGGCAUCAAUGACUGAUGGGGAGGAUUUACCUUCUGUCCCGCUGGAGGAAUUGCUUGCUGAUCUUGAUCUAGAUGAUGAUGAAGAUUUCAACGACAGCAUGAGGGAGUGAUUGAUGCUUCUCCUUUUCAACUGAAUUCCAUGUUAAUUUUUUGUCGAUAGGAUCCUGGGAGAUCUUUUAGUACUAGGACAAACCUGGUUAUCAUUUGUUUGUUGGAGAAGCUAGUACCAAGUUUGGAAUCUUCCAAGGUUCUAUGGUUAUCUGCUGCUGGGGUGAAAAAAAUUUGAACACCAGGUAUAAGUUUGGUCUGUAACUGUGUCUUUCCGAAGAAAGAAAGUCUGAAUAUUGAGAUUUGCAUCGGCGUAAGAGGAGCAAGGAAUGAAUCUUCUUGUUGUGUUGCCUCUUUUCUUUUUUUUUGGGUAAAAUUGUGUUCCAUCUUAGGAGCAUGAACUUCGAAGUAAGUUUUUUUGGAAUGCGUUUUUUAUUGUAUACAAUGGAGAUUGGAUAAUCAUUUGUUAGUUCAGUUGUUAUGAUGUUUUUUAACGAAGAGCUGGUGGCUCGGUCCUAUGGGUGACUUCUUGGCUGCACACACACACAUCUCGGGAAUUUUUUUGGAAUGCAUUUUGUGAGUGUAUACAGUGGUUUUGUUUAACUUUGACAAAUGGAGAUUGGAUAACAAUUUGUUUGUUAAAUUCUUGUUUUGUUCUUUUAAUGAAGAGCUGGUGACUCAUUCCUAUGGA
Messenger RNA from Macadamia integrifolia, 2298 nucleotides. RefSeq names its product 60S ribosomal export protein NMD3-like. Lineage: Eukaryota; Viridiplantae; Streptophyta; Magnoliopsida; Proteales; Proteaceae. Gene Ontology annotation, biological process: ribosomal large subunit export from nucleus. Gene Ontology annotation, cellular component: cytoplasm; nucleus. The transcript has 3 exons. Bases 119 to 1669 code for a protein of 516 amino acids. Gene Ontology annotation, molecular function: ribosomal large subunit binding. The record is from RefSeq and is a predicted model, not a curated record.